CAGGUGGCUUAACCGCUUGACAGCCUCCGCAAGGGGUUCACAUCAAGCUAUCCAACGAUGGCAGCAGCAUGGUUGCUUGUGGGUCUGACCACGGCACUGCUCUUCGUAACAACUGCCUUCUGCGCUGAGGGCAAGGAAGAAGUCAUCACGCGAGCUGUUGCGAGCCUGACCGUUGGCACUGCGAGAGGGGUCGUCACAUUUAGCAUGGACGAAAACUGCGGUGAAAUCCUCGUCUCCGGUAAUGUCACGGGACUACAGCCGGGCAAACAUGGCUUCCAUAUUCACAUGUACGGAGAUAUAUCUGAAGGCUGCAGUGGCGCUGGGUCGCAUUUCAACCCCACGAAACAGAAUCACGGCGCCCCUGAAGAUACUGAACGGCAUGUAGGUGACUUGGGCAACGUCGUGGCAGACUCUUGCGGUUCAGCUAGUUUCAAGUUCUACGAUCGCCUCCUGCAGUUUACAGGGACAAACUCUAUCAUCGGAAGAGCUGUUGUGGUACACGAGAACGAAGACGACCUGGGUAGGACUGGCCACCCAGAGAGCUCGAAGACUGGCAACGCUGGAGGACGAGUGGCCUGCGGAAUCAUUGCCAUUGCUGCUCCUUGAUUCCAGCACAAUUCACAAAACGUGUUCAGCUUUAAUAAAAAAAUAUAUUUAUUACACAUCA
Ornithodoros turicata is the source of this 667-nucleotide messenger RNA. RefSeq names its product superoxide dismutase [Cu-Zn]-like. Gene Ontology annotation, biological process: superoxide metabolic process. The transcript is spliced from 5 exons. Bases 58 to 606 code for a protein of 182 amino acids. Lineage: Eukaryota; Metazoa; Arthropoda; Arachnida; Ixodida; Argasidae. Gene Ontology annotation, molecular function: copper ion binding. The record is from RefSeq and is a predicted model, not a curated record.